This is a messenger RNA of Linum tenue, 204 nucleotides long. The record is from the annotation of a GenBank genome assembly. NCBI's taxonomy places the organism in Eukaryota, Viridiplantae, Streptophyta, Magnoliopsida, Malpighiales, Linaceae.
AAACCCUUUUCGCUCCGCUUAGCCCUAACCCCCUCUAGUGGUAUUUUAUUGAUAGGUUCUAUAGGAACUGGACGAUCCUAUUUGGUCAGAUACCUAGCGACAAACUCCUAUGUUCCUUUCAUUACAGUAUUUCUGAACAAGUUCCUGGAUAACACCCUGCUACCCUCGUCGGAUUGUAAUACUUUAAAGUACUCUUCGCUGUAG